CACUGGUCCCUGUCCCGAUCGAGCGGCAAAGACAAUCCGUCACACCGUACGGUACGCACCACGGCAAGCCGCAAAGGAUGCCAUUGCUCUUGGUCCCAACACCACCGAGACGGCCCAGAACCAUCGUGGUUGUGUUGCUUUUCCUGCUCGCGUUGGCAAUCGCAAUUCUCGGCAACGGCAACGGCAACGGCAACUGCCUCGCUAGCUCCGGUCUGGUGAGCUCGUUUCCGGUUUCGAUGUUUCCGCCCAUUGGAAGAACGGCCCCGGCGAGGAUGGCCAGGAGUCCCGGCGGGAUUCCCGGUGGGAUUCCGGGUGCAUCUCCUUCCGCAUCGACCCUUCUUUGGGGCGCCAACACAAAUAGCGACGGAAACAGAAAUGUCGAUUCGCACGGCAGCAGCAAGAACAAACAAGGCCGGAAGGGAAGGAACCGUCCGAGCCAAAUCAAAAACAAGAACACGAACACGAACACGAACAAGAACAAGAACAAGAACAACUCAAACACGAACAGAAACUCGAACAGAAACUCGAACAGACACAGAAAAGGCACCAACGACAAACCGACGGUGGCCAUCAUCGGGGGUGGUAUUGCGGGCCUGUCCUGUGCCAAACACCUGCAGGCUUCGUACGACGUCACGGUGGUAAGCCAAUGGGAUGCAAUUCAAAGCGAUGCAAAACGAUAUGCAAAGACCGAUCCGUAAUCUGCGUUGCGUUGCGUUGCGUUGCGUUGCGUUGCAUUCGAUUUGAUUCGACAACGAACCCUGUGCAUCUUGGGCAUACAUUCUAUCUCUCAAAUCCUCUCUACUCUGUUGCUCCGCGUUGCGUUUGUGAUUUGUGAUUUGUGGUUUGUGGUUUGUUCGAUCAGUACGAUACGGGGCGGCUGCGGCCCGGGGGCAGGGCCUCGUCACGGCAGCCCAGCGACCCGGCCGCCAGAGACGCGAAGCAGGGCUAUCCGCUCCUGUCCCGGUUUCGGUUCGACCACGCGGCGCAAUUCCUCACGCUUGCACCGGCACCCGCAUCGGCAUCCAACACCAACACCAGCACCAACACCAGCACCAACACCGCCAAAGCCGUGCGCCACUGGAAGGACGACUUUGACCGGCAAGCCCGGGAUUGGAUCAAAGAGGGGGUCAUCUCGGUGGCCCCCCCAAACACCAUGUACGUCUUUCAGCGGAGCCGCAACACCGAUACCGAUACCGAGACCGAGACCAACACCUGGAAACCAGCGUGCCUCAACCCGAGUCGUGACUCGGACACCAAAAGCGGCUCACCAGCCUUGGAGACUCAAUUCUGUUACCCAACGAAGGGCAUGUCCUCGCUGGUGGAGGCCCUAGUGGCGAGCGGGAGAACCACCAGCGGCACCGGUUUUGAUCUCAGGCAGGACGUCUGGAUAUCCCCGUCCAACGGCGUGAGGCACGACCGCAGCGAACACCAGUGGGCCGUAAGAGGGGCCAAGGGGGAGCCAACGGCCUUUUUCGACCACCUCGUCGUGGCCCACAACGGAAAAUGCGCGGACCGUCUCAUGAGCAAGACCCCGGCGAGGGACGUCCACCGGCUGCUCCGGACCAACUUUAACGACCGCGUUCCUUCCAGCGGCGGACAAAAAAUGACCCUCAACAGCAUCUACAGCCUGACCGUCUGCCUUCGGAAAGAGGACUGCCAGAACGGCGACAACAACAAGGACAAGGUCAAGGACGACGACAAGGACGACGACAAGGACGACGACAAAGACAGCGUCAAGGACAGCGUCAAGGACGCUCGGAACAGCGCUAGUGGAGACGCAGACUCGUCGGUUUCUGCACCCCGUGCAACAACCUUUGUCGGUGGCUUUGUGCUGGACCAUCCCAAGCUAGGACUAGUGACCUGCCAGACCAACAAGUAUCCAACGAAAGCGUACCGCGACGACGACGACGACGACGACAACUCCAAAAUGGAAGUCUGGACCCUCCUCUCGACGGCGUCGUUUGCGAAGAAGCACAAGGCACCCCAGGAAUUUCUGCCCGAGGACGUCGUCCGGAACGUAACGGAGGAGCUCAUCGGCUCUCUCGAGGAAGACAUUCUAUGCGGCUUUGGCGACGAAGCCAACACGAACGCCUCCCACGAAACAAACGGACCGGCGCGGCCUCCGCGGUCGUCCACCCGCUGGAAGGACCGGAUCCUGGAAUCACGGCUGCAGCUCUGGGGGGCUGCCGUUCCCCUCAACGUGUGGAAGGGGGGGGAUGGACCGCUUUCGUCCGGCUCCCACACCGGAUUUCUCUACGAUCCGGGGCAAAAGGUAGGGGCCUGCGGAGACUGGUUGUUGGACGCGUCCAUCGCCGGGGCGUGGACCAGUGGCCGGCGGCUGGCACACCACCUGGUCGAGGAGGAAAAGAAACGCGGCCCGGAGAGGAACCCUCCACAACGAGAACGAGAACGACAACGAGAGCGAGAACCAUCGUCACUCGUGGGAUUCCACAACGGAAGGUUCGAGCCCUCGGCGCGGGUGAAAAAUCUCGGUCUUGCCUCGCUGGACGGUCCGAUGAACGAGGAAUCGGGCGGCGGGAACAGGAAGAAGCAGAGGAACAACAAUGCCGGUGCUGGUGGGAGGGGCCACCACACGAAGAACGCCAAAGCAAACCACGAAAGAAACAGAAACAGGCGCCGACCAAACAGGAACGAAAAACGAAGCGCCCAGGCCCGGAGCAAGGAACACUCGGGAUCUUCUCCUUGACGCGAUUCAUUCGAGGAAAGGGACGGGCAACAUUGGUCGAAAAAGAACAGACGAACUUAAUAUCACCUAAUAUCUGCACAGCACAGCAUAGCAUAGCAUAGAAUGGGCGAACCGGAAGAAGAACAAACCACGGCCAGUUUUGUCGCAGCUGAAGUUGGUGGCAACUGCCGUUCGACGGGCAAUGAUUAAUAGAACAAAACAUAACAA
This is a messenger RNA of Pseudo-nitzschia multistriata, 2914 nucleotides long. The record is from the annotation of a GenBank genome assembly. Lineage: Eukaryota; Bacillariophyta; Bacillariophyceae; Bacillariales; Bacillariaceae.